Molecule: messenger RNA, 1011 nt
Organism: Oppia nitens
Lineage: Eukaryota; Metazoa; Arthropoda; Arachnida; Sarcoptiformes; Oppiidae
Gene: sicily
Product: NADH dehydrogenase (ubiquinone) complex I, assembly factor 6-like
Exons: 3
Coding region: 1-1011 (336 amino acids)
Biological process (GO): biosynthetic process
Source: RefSeq, a predicted model, not a curated record
AUGUUUGUAUUAAAAAUCAAAGUUUGUCAGCAAAUAAUUAAUUCACGAAAUUUGCAAACUUUUAGUAAAUGUUUGACAAAUCAAAGCAAACUUAAUGUUAGCGAUAAUCGGCUAAAUAGUAGACAACAACUAUCACCGCAACACUAUUGUCUCGAUUGUGUUAAGAGAUAUGACUUCGAGGGAUAUUUGGCCACAACUUUGAUCAAAGACUCGGCCGUCCGUCGCUCGGCUUUUGCAGUCAAAUCAUUUAACGCUCAGUUAUCACAUGUGAGGGAUAUGACAUCAACAGACCUGAUGGCACAAAUGCGUCUUCAAUACUGGUCUGAACUAAUUGACGAUAUUUUUUCCGGUCGAUCGCCAAUGACUGCAGAGGACACCAAUGAACCGAUUGCUUGUGAAUUAAAUCAUUUAGCCAUCAAAACCAAGACAAGUAAAUAUUGGUUCAAAAAGUUAAUAGAAAGCCGAAUGAAUCCGAAAAGUUUAAGCAGUUUUCCAUUUGAAACACUGAAAGAGUUAGAAAAAUACGGCGAUUCGUCCGUAACUCCCGUUUAUUAUAUUAUCGUCGAGUGUUUGACAGCUUUCGGUAAAGUGUCGGCCAAUGAGAGGCUGAACUACGAUCACAUUUGCAGUCAUUUGGGUCGAGCGCAGGUCAUUGUCAAUGUCUUAAGAGGUAUCACACAUAAUGCCAGAUAUAAUCGCUGUUAUAUACCCACGGAUUUGCUCGUAAAACAUAAGACAACUCAUGAAGACUUUUUAAGAGGUAAUCCAACCGAUAAUCUCUUAGAGUUAUCCUAUGACUUAGCAUCUGUUGCUAACCAACAUCUGGAUGUCAUCCGAAAAUUACUUCAACAAAUUGAUCGACAAAAUCGACUAAUAUUUUUGCCAAUAGUUGCCAAUGAAAAUUAUUUAAAACGAUUACAAAAAAUCAAUUUUAAUAUAUUUAAUGAAAAACUUAGACAACGAAAUGGAUUUUUACCAUUUAUUUUGUGGUAUUAUUCAAAGCGUUUAUAA